AAUGCAGGCAUUUAUUCUUUUUCUCCAUGAGAAGAUGAUAGACAUAGUGUGGUGGCCACAAGAAUCCAUUCAAUGUCUCUGACAUUUCCUACUCCUCUCCUUCCCCAGCAGACAGGAGAGGAGCAUGAGGACUGAGAACCAGAGUAGCAUGUCUGAAUUCCUCCUCCAGGGGUUCCCUGUCUGGGCAAAACAGCAGGACAUUUUAUUUGCCCUGUUCCUGUGCAUGUACCUGACCACAUUGCUGGGGAACCUGCUCAUCAUCCUGCUCAUCAGGCUGGACCCUCACCUCCACACCCCCAUGUACUUCUUCCUCAGCCAACUGGCCCUCACAGACGUCUCCUUUUCCUCUGUCACUGUACCUAAAAUGCUGAUGGACAUACAGACUCAGGAUCAAUCUAUUCCCUAUGCAGGGUGUGUAACACAGACUUAUUUUUUCAUAUUUUUUGCUUGCAUUGAUAACUUUCUUCUUGUAGUGAUGGCCUAUGACAGGUAUGUGGCCAUUUGUCACCCUCUACACUACACUAUCAUCAUGAGGGAGGAGCUGUGUCUAUGUCUGUUGACUGGAUCCUGGCUCUUCUCCUGUGCCUAUGCCCUGACCCACACCCUUCUCCUGGCUCGACUUUCCUUCUGUGAUGACAAUAUCAUCCCCCACUUCUUCUGUGACCUUGCUGCCCUACUUAAGCUGUCCUGCUCAGACACCUCUCUCAAUGAGCUGGUCAUAUUCACUCUAGGGUCUGCAGUUUUCAUUUUUCCACUGAGUGGCAUCCUGAUCUCUUAUGGCCGCAUUGGGGUCUCCAUCCUGAGGGUCCCCUCUACUAAAGGGAUCUGCAAAGCCUUGUCCACCUGUGGCUCCCACCUCUCUGUGGUGUCUCUAUUCUAUGGGACAAUUAUGGCACUAUAUCUUUCCUCCUCAUCAAGUCAGUCCCAAGACAAAAGCAUCAUUGCUUCUGUGAUGUACACAGUGGUCACCCCCAUGCUGAACCCUUUCAUCUACAGCCUGAGAAACAGAGACAUGACAUUGGCUCUGAGGAUUCUUUUCAGAAAUAUUAACCUUUUUGUCAAGUGAGAAUCACCCAAUCAUAUUCUUAUUUCACUUAAUGCCCUUGUUAGAGAAGUCUUAAAAAGUUUGUAGUUGAGCAUCCAUGUCUCUAGCACUUUUCCUCUCUGUCCUUAAAAUGGUCAUUGUUAUUGGAUCAA
Messenger RNA from Sus scrofa (pig), 1197 nucleotides. The record is from RefSeq and is a predicted model, not a curated record. NCBI's taxonomy places the organism in Eukaryota, Metazoa, Chordata, Mammalia, Artiodactyla, Suidae.